AUGCAAGGGCUUAAGACAUUAGAAAAUUUACAAAAAAAAGCACUAGAGGCUGGUGGUGUCAAUAAAAUUGAAAAACAACAUGAAAAAGGGAAGUUAACUGCCAGAGAAAGACUUCAUGUAUUGCUCGAUAAAAAUUCAUUUGAAGAAUACGACAAAUUUGUACAGCACCGCGUUACUGAUUUCGGUAUGCAGAAUAACAAUUUCCUUGGUGACGGUGUUGUCAUUGGUCAUGGCACUAUCUUUGGUAGAAAAGUUUUCGUUUACUCUCAAGAUUUUACCAUUUUUGGUGGUUCACUCGGAGCAUCGCAUGCAAAAAAAAUAUGUAAAAUCAUGGAUAUGGCCAUUAAUGCCAAAAUCCCUAUUAUUGGGUUGAAUGAUUCUGGAGGCGCAAGAAUUCAAGAAGGAGUGAACGCACUUGCAGGGUAUGGAGAAAUUUUUCAAAGAAACGUUGAUGCAUCAGGAGUGAUACCCCAAAUUUCCUUGAUUAUGGGACCAUGUGCAGGAGGAGCAGUUUAUUCUCCAGCGCUAACGGACUUUACAUUUAUGGUGAAGAAUACUUCUUAUAUGUUCAUUACCGGUCCUGAUAUAGUAAAGAAAGUUACCUACGAAGAUGUUGAUCACGAGAGUCUUGGUGGGGCUAAAGUACAUACAAGUAAGACGGGAGCAGCAGAUUUCGCAUUCAAUAAUGAUAUUGAGAUGUUAUUAAAAGUACGUGAGUUUUUUACUUUCCUACCGCCAAACAAUCAAGAACCUCCUAAACCUGUACUAAGUUAUGAUUUAUAUAGCGAUGUUGAUGAAUCUUUAAAUACUCUAGUUCCUGUCAAUCCAAAUACUCCCUAUGAUAUGUAUGAACUUGUUAAAAAGAUUUGUGACGAAAGAAAAUUUUUUGAAUUAAAGCCAGACUUUGCCCGCAAUAUAAUAACUGGUUUCGGCAGAAUUGCUGGAAACACGGUCGGUAUCGUUGCAAAUCAACCUAUGCACCUUGCAGGAUGUUUAGAUAUUGAUUCUUCAAGAAAGGCUGCAAGAUUUGUCAGGUUUUGUGAUGCAUUCAACAUUCCAAUUAUCACCUUAAUUGACGUUCCAGGGUUUCUACCCGGUACAAGCCAAGAGUACAAUAAUAUAAUACAACAUGGAGCAAAAUUACUCUAUGCUUAUGCUGAAGCAACUGUGCCAAAAAUUAGUUUAAUCACCAAAAAAGCAUAUGGUGGUGCAUAUAUUGUCAUGAACUCAAAACAUCUACGAGGAGAUAUAAAUUAUGCUUGGCCAACUGCUGAAAUCGCAGUCAUGGGUCCUGAAAGCGCAGUUGAGAUUAUAUUUCGACAUGAGCAAGACAAACAAGCAUGUAUUCAAGAGUAUAAGGAAAAAUUUGCUAACCCGUUUUUUGCUGCAUCGCAUGGGUACAUUGAUGAUAUAAUACUACCAAGCAAGACUAGGUAUUACUUCCGUAAGGCAUUAAAGCUAUUGAAAAAUAAAAAAGUAGAUAGAUUGUGGAAAAAGCAUGGUAAUUUGCCACUAUAG
Messenger RNA from Rhagoletis zephyria (snowberry fruit fly), 1518 nucleotides. RefSeq names its product propionyl-CoA carboxylase beta chain-like. Gene Ontology annotation, cellular component: mitochondrion. The record is from RefSeq and is a predicted model, not a curated record. Gene Ontology annotation, molecular function: propionyl-CoA carboxylase activity. Lineage: Eukaryota; Metazoa; Arthropoda; Insecta; Diptera; Tephritidae.